AUGGUGAAUGUCAAAAAGAAACAAGCAUACCAGGACUCGCAGAUCCAAGGCACGAACGACUCCUCCAUAUUGUCUAAACGUUCUGUUGAAGCUAUAUAUGGUCCGGUUUUGAAUCCAGAUGCUACUCGAUACCUUGAACUUCUAUUGCCCAAAGCUAAACGACGUUCUCCGGGGGACAAUAGGGUUUUCUGGAUACGAAUGGAAACCGUGAAGAGAGCUAUUUCAUCGAUUGCAUCCAAAUACCCCAAGCAAAAGAUUCGGGUCAUUAACUUGGGUUGUGGUUUUGAUUCGCUCGCCUUCGAACUCAUAUCUCUGGAUCCACGUUUUGAAUGUCUCGAUUUCGACUACCCGGAUCUCGCCGAAAAGAAAUCAGCGAUGAUCCGUAAUGUUCCUGAGAUUCUUGAUACUCUAGGAGCACAGAUUGAUAUGGAAAGCCUGUUGGGCACGGUUUGGGCUUCGCAGUCAUACAAAUUGGUUGGUUGCGACUUGAAGGAUGCCGACUUGUUCCAUAAACAGAUAGAUGCUCUUUUGGAUAAUGAUGGAGCUGCAAUAUUUCUUGCAGAAGUUUCUUUGGCAUAUAUGGUGCCUGAAGAUGCUAAUAGGAUCGUCCAAAUAUGCGGUCAAAUCCCAAAUGCCCAUUUCUUGUCUCUCGAGCAAAUUCUACCAGCAGGCAAAGACCAUUUUUUCGCCCAAAAAAUGCUUUACCAUUUUGGCCACUUGCUGUCGCCAUUACAAUGCGUAGAAGCAUAUCCAAGCAAAGAAAAACAACUUGAUCGAUUCUCUAAAUAUUUCCACUUUUCAGAAGUGCUUGAUUUGUUUGAAGCGUGGGAACACUUUUUCCUGAUUGAGGAAAAACGCAAGGUUGCUCUUGUGGAAGAUUUUGAUGAAUGGGAGGAACUCAUUCUUUACUGCCAGCAUUACAUAAUCCUACAUGCUACUGUGUCUGAGCAGGCCAUUUUCCCCCGUCCAAAUCCAGAGUUUGAAUUGCCAUGUACGGAGCCAAUCUCAUUAACAUGCCACUCCAUGGAUUUGUCAGUGAACCUAAAGUUUCCAGCAGCAUCUUCGUCUGGCGCAGUUUAUGUGCAUGGAGGGCUAUCGCAAACCAGAACAGACCAACUAUUGAAGAUUGAGCAUUCUAUCUCUGUUGUAACGACGAAAGCAAAACCUUCCCCACGUAUGUCACAUUGUAUGGUGAGUCUUGACGAUGGAACUCUUCUUCUCAUUGGUGGACGGACACGACCAGGAUUUCAGCUAAGUGAUGUUUGGUUAUUUUCAACAGCGAACCAGGAAUGGUCCCUUUUAGGGAACAUGCCCGAGUCUAUGUCCAGACAUUCGGCAGUCUGUAUUUCCACAGGGAAAGCUUUAGUGUUUGCAAAUGGCAAGUUCUGGGAGGUAACCAAGGCGCCGUUUACCGUCACAGAAGUUGCAACAGAGGGACAUAUCCCUCUGCUAAAGAGUUAUUGCAUAGUAUAUGAUUCUCUCUCCAAGACAGGAUAUGUGAUUGGUGGGAUGGAAAACGACAUUGAGCCUCGUCUUAGUGGUGCCAUGUACAAAUUUGUAUAUGGUGACACUAUCGCCGUGUCUUUGUUUGUCGAAUCAUCUCAUUUGGCACGAAUUUCAGCAAUGGCAAAAUUGAUAGAAUCAGAUCUAUAUCUAAUGGGUGGAACAGGGAAAAUGUCUCCUCGCCGUUCUGACACCAUACUUAAAAUUUCUCUUUCCACGGAGAAGGUGUACGCUGUUCCAAUAUCUGAUACAGUGUGGAAGACUGUUCCUGUCUUUGUUGGCUCUCAAUUGGCCGGUAAUACUAUCGUCGGCGGUGGAGCAGUAUGUUACACUUUUGGAAGCAGCUAUAAUAAAACAUAUACUGUUGACUUCUAA
Messenger RNA from Clavispora lusitaniae ATCC 42720, 1878 nucleotides. RefSeq names its product tRNA methyltransferase. The record is from RefSeq and is a predicted model, not a curated record. Gene Ontology annotation, molecular function: tRNA methyltransferase activity; protein binding. Lineage: Eukaryota; Fungi; Ascomycota; Pichiomycetes; Serinales; Metschnikowiaceae. Gene Ontology annotation, biological process: tRNA methylation; wybutosine biosynthetic process.